Messenger RNA from Soboliphyme baturini, 291 nucleotides. The record is from the annotation of a GenBank genome assembly. NCBI's taxonomy places the organism in Eukaryota, Metazoa, Nematoda, Enoplea, Dioctophymatida, Soboliphymatidae.
AUGGCGUUUAUGAGUCGCAGCAGGAAUCGAGAAAUGCAAUUUACUCGGCUACUCGCUCACGAGACUCCCGGCAGAGGGCCGUCGUCCGUUUGCAAGCGCAUCCAAAUUGCGCAAGAGCAGACGGAAGGCGCCAUGCCUUCGAAGCAGAUCAGCGAGACUUGCAACCUACCAGACCAUCUGUCACCUCAACAGAGAAUCACGUUAGUGACGGAACAGACGAAUGCCAAACGACGAUGGAAAACGCCUGAGCGAAUCUUGCCUUAUUGGUCAGACAGCCCCUGCUGCAAGUAA